AAAUAAGGGAAAAAAAAGAAGAAAAAGCCGUUUUAUCGGACUCUGUCUCUCUUUCCCCCCAAACAUUCCCCAUUUCCUCCAUUUUUCAUCAUUUUGUUAACUCCAUCAUCGAAACGCAUUUUGUGUCGGUGAAGAAUUUCUUGUUAUAUCAUCUCACAAUGGAAGAACGGUGGAGAUUCAUCACUUGGUUGAAGCUCUUCCGCGUGUUUGUGGCGGUUGUGUCUCUGUCCCCCUUCAGCAUGCAACCUAUUUGGUGUACGACUCUCAACAAUGAAGGGUUGGCUCUACAAAAGAUGAGGGAGAGGGUGGUGAUAGAUCGAUUGGGUGGUUUAUCAAGUUGGAAUAGCAAAGAGGGAGAGAUUGAUCCCUGUUCCUGGUUCGGAGUUGAGUGCUCCCACGGCAAUGUUGUAUCCUUGAACUUGAAAGAUCUAUGUCUCCAUGGAACACUAGCACCUGAAAUUGGGAAGCUGGUUCACGUUAAAUCAAUCAUUUUCCGUAACAAUUAUUUCUACGGAGACAUCCCUAAGGAGAUACUACAAUUAGAGGACCUGGAAGUUCUUGACUUAGGAUUUAACAACUUUAGUGGGCAAUUUCCAUUUCAUGACCUUGCAAGUUAUCCAUCCCUGACUACCCUUUUAUUGGACAACAAUGACAAUCUUGCUAGCUUAACUCCAGAAGUUUAUGAGCUCAAGACAUUUUCUGAAUUGCAUGUAGAUGAAGAACAACUAACUGGUGCCACCACUAGAGAAGCAUGUGCUAGCAUAACUAAUAACUGGCACAUUGGUCAACAUGGGGAUAUAGCAUCCAGAAGGAAACUUCUCCAAGCAGCAAAUCGUUCUAAGAGAGGUGAUGAUGAAAAAGAAACUCUUUCACCAUCACCAUUUCCCUCUACACUAUCACCAGUUCUUGAGCCUUUCUCAUCAUCCGAGAGUCCCUCAGAUUCACCAAUAUCAUCUCCAGAAAUUUCCCAUUCACCAUCUCCAUCUCUCUCCACUUUCUUUUUCAUUCUCUCACCCUCACCUUCACCUGAGGUAGCACCAACUCCAGACUUAUCACCUCCAGCAAAUCCACCAAUGGUUGUGUUCACACCACCACAGUCCAAUUGGGGUUCAAUGCCUUCUCCUGCUUCAUCUUCAAACCAAGGGAAUGCAUACAGUUCAAAUACAAAGCAACAUACUGUGAUUAUUUGGUCUACAGUUGGGGGCUUCUCCUUCUUGAUUUUGGUUUCUGCCAUUGUUUUUGCUUGCUUCAGAAGUAAUAAGGUUGUAACUGUAAAACCUUGGGCCACAGGGUUGAGUGGCCAGCUGCAGAAAGCAUUUGUAUCAGGUGUUCCGAGUCUGAAGCGAACAGAACUUGAAGUCGCUUGCGAAGAUUUCAGCAAUAUUAUUGGCUCACUACCUGAGGGGACUAUUUAUAAGGGGACUCUCUCCAGUGGAGUUGAGAUUGCUGUAGCAUCCUCUGCAGUGACUUCAUCCCAAGACUGGUCCAAAAAGAUGGAAACUCAGUUCCGAAAGAAGAUAGAGAUGUUGUCAAGAGUGAACCACAAGAAUUUUGUGAAUCUUAUUGGAUAUUGUGAAGAGAAUAAGCCAUUCACAAGGAUGAUGGUUUUUGAGUAUGCUCCAAAUGGAACGCUAUUUGAGCAUCUACACAUUAGAGAAGCAGAACAACUAGACUGGGGAAUGAGAAUGAGGAUCGCUGUGGGAAUAGCCUAUUGUCUGGAGCACUUGCAUCAACUGACACCACCCAUUGCCUACAGAAACAUACUAUCUUCCUCUAUGUACCUGACUGAAGACUAUGCUGCUAAAUUAUCAGACCUUAGUUUGUGGACUGAUAUAGUCUCCACAAAGAAGGGCUCUGAAGCUCCACAGCUGUUGGAAACAGCUUCAGCAUAUAUAAAGGCCAAUGUUUACAGCUUUGGAGUACUAUUGUUUGAAUUGAUUACUGGAAGAAUUCCCUUUGCUAUGGAGAAUGGCUUAUUUGAAGAUUGGGCAGCGGAAUAUAUGAAGGGGCAACCAUUGAAAGACUUGGUGGACACAAGCCUCAACUCUUUGCAAGCAAAUGAAAUUGAGAAAUGGGAAGAAGUGAUCAACAGCUGUGUACAUCAAGAUCCUGAAAAAAGGCCUACUAUGAGAGAGGUUACUGCUAAGUUGAAGGAAAUCACUGCCAUGGGGCCGGACGGAGCAACUCCGAAAGCAUCUCCUCUUUGGUGGGCAGAAAUAGAAAUCAUGCCCAGUGACUUAAGUUCAGAGGUUAAACCAUGACUCCAUGUGAAAAAAUCUAUCUUUUGGGAUAAUAAUCUGAGCAACUACUCUGAAUUUGGAGUUUGAUGCCAUUUUUUUUUAAAAAAAUUCUUCUUAGUUAUGCUUUAGAUUCUUCUUUUUUUUAAGCUAACAGAAGUAGGAUGGAUGGAAGAAACAACUGUUGUCUUAGUAGAGCAAUUUAAUUUUGUAAAUAGUUGAGGAAUGAAUUUGUUUUUUGUGCUUUUAUAAAUGAAUUUUGCUUUUCUUUAGUGUGGAAAUGGCCAUGGGAAAGAAAAAUGGUUAUGAUAGGUUAGUUUUGUGAUGAGAAAGAAACAAGUCCCAAUUUUUUUGUGAUAUGAAGACAAAUACAAGACAUCAAGGUGUUCUUUUUCUCUAAAAUAUCCUCUCACCUUUUCCAUAGGGUAUUUUUUAAUGUACUAGAUGUACUAAGGUCUAAAUACUAUGGACCAAGAACAGCAACAAACCAAGAAGAUGGUUUCAGUGGAAUCUAUAGUCUACACUCACCCACUUGGUGUGUCAUGUUCUUUCCAAAACGGACAUGUGAAUUUCUAGUUG
This is a messenger RNA of Glycine soja, 2816 nucleotides long. Its product is annotated as inactive receptor-like serine/threonine-protein kinase At2g40270. NCBI's taxonomy places the organism in Eukaryota, Viridiplantae, Streptophyta, Magnoliopsida, Fabales, Fabaceae. Gene Ontology annotation, molecular function: ATP binding; protein kinase activity. The record is from RefSeq and is a predicted model, not a curated record. Bases 159 to 2261 code for a protein of 700 amino acids. The transcript has 10 exons. Gene Ontology annotation, biological process: protein phosphorylation.